AUGAUGCUGGCGUUUGUUCUGCAUCGGGAGAUGAUGUAUACUACGGACACAUACAUGAGAUUUUGGAAAUCAAGUAUUUGGGCUUGCUUGGAUUGCGCUGUACUGUUUUCUAUUGUGAUUGGCACGACAUCACUCCAGAUCGAGGCCGAUCAAGUUUGUUAUAUCAAGUACCCCCGGAUAAGGAACAGAGAUGAUCCAUGGGUUACAGUUACCAGACUCAACCCGAGAGGCCGAGUUCAGGGGAGUUCUGAGCUCGAAGACCCACUACAACCAAUCACAUCCAAGGAACAGACCCGCUCUCGACAGCGUCGUGGUCGUGGUGGUUCGGGGAGCGGCUCCAUUUCGGGUUCCGCAUCGCCCUACAGCUCCUACCAGACAUCUCCCUCUCCAUUUCCCUCUCAUUCUCCUCCCGCUCCCGGUGUGGCACCCACUCCUGCUCCUGCUCCUGCUCAUCCGGCACUUCUGAGAGUUGCGGAGUUUGUUCGACAGCCGGGUCGUGACCAUCUUCCAUAUCUCACUCAGUAUCCACGUGGACGGGGUCAGACAUGGUUCGACCGAUCCGGGAACGGGAUCAGCGGAUGGAUCAACAGUAUGAUGUACUCGUCCCUCGACAAUGGACAUCCGACUUUCACCGACUUCCCUCUCGAGAAGCAGCAUAUGUGGUUUCAACAGUUUGCGCAACAAUUCAACUGGAAUGCCGAUGAUACGUUGUUUAUCUAUUACCACUUCGUCCAUAAAGUUAUGGACAACUAUAGGAAGCAGAUGCACUCGUGGAAGAAGAAGUUCCAAAGGGGAUGGACCCGACGGUCUGGCGGGAGUUGGGUGUGCAUUGGAGUAAGAACGAAGUGA
Messenger RNA from Raphanus sativus (radish), 849 nucleotides. RefSeq lists its product as uncharacterized. The record is from RefSeq and is a predicted model, not a curated record. The coding region runs from base 1 to 849 and encodes 282 amino acids. NCBI's taxonomy places the organism in Eukaryota, Viridiplantae, Streptophyta, Magnoliopsida, Brassicales, Brassicaceae. The transcript has 7 exons.